Molecule: messenger RNA, 1265 nt
Organism: Helianthus annuus (common sunflower)
Lineage: Eukaryota; Viridiplantae; Streptophyta; Magnoliopsida; Asterales; Asteraceae
Product: probable receptor-like protein kinase At1g33260
Exons: 1
Coding region: 131-1096 (321 amino acids)
Biological process (GO): protein phosphorylation
Cellular component (GO): plasma membrane
Molecular function (GO): protein kinase activity; ATP binding
Source: RefSeq, a predicted model, not a curated record
CUUCCUCCUACAUGCUUUCUUUCACUCCUCCCCUCCCUUAAAUAUUGCUUCUUCUUCACUCUUCCUUUAAGCAACCUCCCAUCAUAUCAUAUCAUUCAUAUCCACAAUCACCCCCCAUCUGCUCGCUCUAAUGAAGUCUUUUUUCUGCUUUACAUUCUCUGACAAAGUAGCCGAUUGCGCCAGCGAUGGCUGCUGCAGCGCCUCUGAUGUCUCCACUUCGGUUAACAAGUUUUCAUGGGAGGAGAUUAACAAACGCACCAGAAACUUCUCCAAACAGAUUGGUUCUGGUGGCUUUAGUACAGUCUACCUAGCUCGCCUACCGGAUUACGGCUUUGCGGCCGUUAAAAUCCAGUCGGUUUGCACCGACCGCCUAGCCCGAAUUCAUGAUCAAGAGCUUCAAAUCUUGACCCGGCUAAGCCACCCGAAUAUUGUUAAGUUUGUUGGACACUGUGACGAUAAAGAAGACGAGCGUGCCCUUGUGUUUGAGUAUGCAUCUAAUGGUAAUUUAUACGACAAGCUUCAUACGCUGACGUGGAAAACAAGAACGUUGAUUGCGUUUCAGCUUGCUUCAACGUUGGAGUAUCUUCAUGGGAUGCAGAUCAUUCACGGGGAUAUCAAGUCUGCGAAUAUACUUCUAGACCAGCACCUAAAUUGCAAACUUUGCGACUUUGGGUCCGCUAAACUAGGGUUUACCUCCAUGGUUUUACCUCCGUCUUCAACAAAGAUGAAUAGAAUGAUUAUGGGAUCGCAAGGUUACGUGGAUCCGCAUUAUUUAAAGACCGGAUUGGUUUCAAAGAAGAAUGAUAUUUAUAGCUACGGAGUUGUCCUUCUUGAGCUUAUCACGGGGAGAGAAGCGUUUAGUAUGGAGAGAGGGGAGAAGUUGACGGACGUUAUAGGUCCAGUGGUGAGUGGGGUUGUUGGGGUGGAGGAGGUGGUGGAUCCACGGUUGAGACAAGGUGGUGGGUUCGAUUUGGAGGAGGUGAAGGCCAUGGUAUUGGUGGCUGGGAAGUGUAUUGGUUGUUCGCCAAUGGUUAGGCCUUGCGCAUCUGAAAUUGUAGCAUCCCUACGGGACAAAUUUCAAUCAAUUACUCAUUAGUAAAGUAAAUUGCUUUCUAUGAUCGAUUGUAUUAAGCUAGGAUAAAUUCUCAUUUUUAUUUUUUGUUUGAAAGUGUGUUGGGCUCGGAAAAUUUGGUAGCCAGCCGACUGAUAUUUCAUUAUUUUUUACUCCCUUCUUCAAAGAAAUGCAAAAUCUUUAUUUAUUUGUU